GUAUAUAUGUCAAAAGAAAAAUAUUUAUUUUUAUAUUUAAAUUUUAUUCAGUGUCAGAUAAUAAAGUCUUAAUUAAUCUUUUUAUAUAAUAAAUAAAAAUAACAAACAACAAAUGUUUCAUUCAAAGGCAUUUUCUUUCGUACAUAAUAUUAUAAAUAGAAAUUUGUAUAAUAUAAAAUCAAAUUAUAACAAAUCAUUUCAAUAUAUAUUAUAUUCAACUAAUAUUGAAAAUUCGGAUAAUACUUCAAAUAUAACUUUAAAAAAAAACAUAAAUGAAAUUUGCGAACAAUCUGAAACUUCAAAUGAAAAUUCACAAAAUAUUGAUAUAUCCGAGAAUACUAUUGAAGCAUUACCUGGAUCUAAUUCCAUAAAUACUGAUGAGCCUGAUAAACUUUAUAAAAAGUUGGAAAUUGAAAUGAGAGGAAAUGAUCCUGCAGUUCUCAAAAGCUAUGGAGAAUUUGCUGUUAUGGCAGCAAAUUAUUUAGACAUCAUUGUUGGUAGACAUAUAGCACUACGAAAGCCUAUUCAUGAAAGAUUAACAGUACUUAAGUCUGUUCAUGUUCAUAAAAAACAUCGAGUUCAGUAUGAGACAAGAACAUAUUAUAGAUAUCUUGAUCUUUUUAAAUUAACUGGCUCAACUGCAGAUACAUAUUUAGAAUAUAUAGAAAGAAAUCUUCCAGAAGGAGUAGCAAUGAAAAUUACAAAGGUGGAAUUACAAACUUUACCAGAAAAAAUUCAACAAGCAAUAUCUUCAUAAUGAUGAAUAAAAUAAAUUAUUAUAUUAUAUUUUAAAAAAUAGACAAAUAAAUUGUAUUUGAAUAUUA
Apis mellifera (honey bee) is the source of this 824-nucleotide messenger RNA. It is a transcript of the gene mRpS10, whose product is annotated as 28S ribosomal protein S10, mitochondrial. Gene Ontology annotation, cellular component: mitochondrial small ribosomal subunit; mitochondrion. The record is from RefSeq and is a predicted model, not a curated record. The transcript is spliced from 5 exons. The coding region runs from base 113 to 757 and encodes 214 amino acids. NCBI's taxonomy places the organism in Eukaryota, Metazoa, Arthropoda, Insecta, Hymenoptera, Apidae.